UCAAGCUUUUUGUUUAAAUAAAAGAAAAUCUUUACAAUGUAUUUUCCGAGAAACCAUUUCCGCACUCUACUGUCUGAAGCACAUUCUGGUUAAUCUUUUAUUAUGAUGUUUUCAGCCUGUCACAUCCAAGCAUACUUGAAUAAUAUUCGGAACAAUGAAGGUACCGUAAGGAUAACUCACCCAAGGAUACGCCUAUUCAAUUUUUACUUUGGCUACAUGAAGGAUAUUAGUGGGGCUGUAUGGAAAGUUAAAUUGUACCAAAAAUUAUAACAUACAUCUGGUUCAACAGCUAGAAAUAAAGAUCAGAAUGAAGAAAAUUUUACUUCUAGUGCUACUAAUUUUAGUGACCUGCCUAUAUAUCUUCAACCUUUGGCAGACAUUUGACACGGAUACACAUGUGGAGGUACCGAAACCAUUGCAAUAUAUCCAAGCAAAGGGCAACGGGAAUCGAAUACAAGAGAGAAGAAAAUCAUUGCACGAAAACUGUCGCAGACAUACAAGAUAUUAUAAGAAUGAUACUCGCCAUCAAGAAAGAAUAUAUAAGAGGGUGAUCGUUAAUGAACAAUUCAAAUUUCUCUUCUGUCCCGUUGCAAAGACUGGCAGUACAUUUUUUAGAACAAUGUUUAAGAUACUCUACUAUAAUUUAACGGAGAAAAAUCCAUUUAAAAUGCUUAAACAUUCAGUCUGGGAAGAGCCCUUCCCAACGUUACUUGACUAUAACAAAGUUGAACGAGCUAAAAUACUGAGAACAUACACAAAAGUCCUUUUCGUCAGGGACCCAUUUAAAAGACUUUAUUCUGCGUACCAAAGUAAAUUUCGAGCUAUAAAUGUAGUCAAUACAGGUAAAUUAACGAAAGCAAUUAUGAAGGAUGUUCGACAAAACCCCAACAAAAAAUCGCUGGCCUGUGGCCUUGAUUUAAAAUUUGAAGAAUUUCUAAGUUACGUAAUAGCUUCUGAAAAGGAUGAUGUAGAAAACAUGAACAAUCAUUGGAUACCAACAGACGUCGUAUGUGAUCCGUGUAUGAUCGAUUAUAACAUUAUAGGGAAAAUGGAGACAGUUUAUGACGACAUGCAGCACUUUUUGCGUACCAUAGGUGCAGUAAAUAAGAUAGAGUUUCAAAAGCCCGAAUCGUCAAGUUUAGAGAAUCACAAAACUCUGCUUAAACUCGGAAUUCGUUAUUCCUUUAUUCAAUUGCCUAAGCUGAUAAAGAAAAAGUGCAUAUCAGAAAAGGAAUUCGGUAUGAAGAUUGUUCAGAACUUUGUAAGCCAUGGCUACAUAGAACCUUUAGAUAGCGUCAAGCUUGAUGAGUUGUCAAAAAUACCAUAUGGGCUAAACGCUAAAGAAGAACUGGAAAGACUGAUUUUGAACUAUGUGGAUAAAAGUAAUAAAACUCGCUUAUUGGCCCUCCCGGCAGAAGCUCAAAAAGCUGCAUUUGCCAGUCUGCCAACAGAUAUACUAUUACGACUUAAAAUGGCCUUCUUAAACGACCUGAAAUUGUUUAAUUAUGAUAACAAUUAAGAGAUGUGGAUUUUGUAAAGAUCUUGACCUUUACCACUAUAACUUUAAUGGUUGUCAUAAAUCACUUUAAAGCUUUUCCAAAGUUACACUGAUUUGCCAAAUAUCAUGGUUCAACUCUCAGAUGGGGAAAAAUUACAGUCAUUUUAAAAUUUAGUAUUUUCCAAAAAAUAAGUUCAAUUUUACGCCACAUUACUAGUCAAUGUGGCCUCCCUUGUCCAUGUUAACAGCAGCAAUUCUUUUCAGAUAUGACCUUAAAAGCCCUUCAAAUAGGGGUGUGGAAUUUUGUAAGUCUCUUAAAACCAUUUAAGGCACUUUAGAAGAGUUUCCUUGGAGUAUCUACGCUCACCAUUCUCUUUUUCCAACUCAAUAUCCAUCGAACCCAAAAGGAAUUGCUGCUGUAAAUAUGGCUUGUAAGGUCAGUUAGUACAUGUAGCAGAUAUAUGUAGGCCCAGAGAAUAAGUAUAGUAAGAUUGAAAACUGCAUCAUUGUUAUUCAAGGUAGUGUCUUGCUUGUGUAAGGAAAGAUGCACAUGUACUUUUAACUAGAUAUUUGAAGAUAGGUUGCAGAGUGAUCUGUUGUUAUUAUUUGUAAGGCAUCCACAGGUAGAGUGUUUGCAUAUAUAUAAGGUCAAGUUGGUGCAUUGUUAAUAAGAUUGACAACUGUUUUUGGAUUUAUUACAGUAUCUUUAAAUUUGAAACAACAUGUCUGAUACAAUUCUGUAGACCUUAUUGUAAAUAUUCAUCAUUGUACAUAUUUCAUAUCAUUUUAGUUUUAUAAUACAGUUACAUAACAUAUAUAAUCAAAUCAUAUUAUUUUGUACUAUCAUUUAUGGAGUAGGAUAAUUUGAUAAUCAGUAAGGUUAGAAUUCAUAACAACCAACACACUACCUAGUCUAGGCCAUCAAUACGCUACCAUAGUAUCUUAAACACCUUGUACUUUAAUAUUACAUCACGGCUAGGAGAGUGUCACCCCCGGUUGUUACACCAACUUCACCAAAACCUUUCACUGAUUCAAGAAACCAGCAUUUUUACAUUUUACAUCGAUGGUGCAAAUGCCAUGUCGUCAAGCACCCAAUCACCCUAGUUCCCUUUUAAUCUCUUAUAGUGUAUGAGGUAAGACACUUUGAUUUGUUUUUACAAUUUGAGAAACUUUUUCUAUGGAUGUAGACCAGUUGCAGGGUGACGUAGUGAAGUCUUUCCUGCAUGCACCACAAACAGCAGGGCGACCAUACAUGUUCAUUCCAAGUGACAUUUACGGCAUUCAAUCAUGCAUCAGAAAAGUCCCUUUUAAAGAUUUUAAAUUUAAAGAGAGACUUUUUAUUCAAAAUCUUUUAACGGUAUCUCUACUCGAUUGUACGUUAUCAUGUGAAAGAUAUAAGAAAAUUAAGAUAUUUCUGACUUAUAUAAGUCUGACGAAGCCAAAUCAUAAAAAUCAUCUGCACUGUGAAUAUGAAAUUUUCUUUUGGUCUGCGGAGAGCAUCAUCGAUGUCCCGAUUUCAUCACAAGGACAUUUUCAUGGCCACGUUCUUAUUGUUAUGCUUUGCUUCAUUCGAGCUGAGUUAGGUCGCCAGAACGAAUUUUUUUGUCAGACUCGAUACUUUUUCAUCGGUUUCUGAUAUCACCACAAAACUCUCAGCAUAAACUCAAUUCUUUCCUGUGAUUUUCAGUUUUUCUUUGAAGUUCUGGAAGUUUCGGUGCAAUGGGUUACCCCGUCUUUGUUUUAGAGAAAGAGAUUAUUGAAAGAAUUAAUCUCGCUUUGUUGGCUCCAUUCUCGAAGGACUUGUUACAUUAUAUUAUUACUAAGAACCCCUGGCACUACAUAACUGCAAAAUUUGGUGUAUGUAGGUUGAAAAAAUUAAAAGUUGUAGUGUCUUGAAAAAAGUGGCGUUUUUUGGCCCACCCUGUAUUAAUAUAUAUAUUUUUUUUUCAAUUACAAAAGGACGAUUUAAGGUCGUGUAUAUAUAUGUUUUCGAAUAAAUAAACCAUAAAAAGUAAACCAAAAACAUUUUUCUUAUGUAGAUAGCGUAGAAUCCAUCAAACAUUGAUGCAUUUAUGAG
Owenia fusiformis is the source of this 3575-nucleotide messenger RNA. NCBI's taxonomy places the organism in Eukaryota, Metazoa, Annelida, Polychaeta, Sabellida, Oweniidae. The record is from the annotation of a GenBank genome assembly.